Ziziphus jujuba (common jujube) is the source of this 1211-nucleotide messenger RNA. RefSeq names its product flavanone 3-dioxygenase 3. The coding region runs from base 54 to 1115 and encodes 353 amino acids. NCBI's taxonomy places the organism in Eukaryota, Viridiplantae, Streptophyta, Magnoliopsida, Rosales, Rhamnaceae. The record is from RefSeq and is a predicted model, not a curated record. The transcript is spliced from 3 exons.
AUAUCUUCAAUUCUCUUUUAGAACUUCAUUGCUUCAUUUCUUUUUAAUUAAUCAUGGCGGAGGAAAGCAAUUCAAGUGCAUUUUCAAUGGGAAAGAGUGCCCAAGAGAAGGGUUUGCCAUAUGUUCCUGAAUGUUAUAAGAUUCCGGCUUCGCAGCGUCCAAGUUUAUCUCCAAUGACCGCCGAAGAUAUUCCGGUUGUCGAUUUGGCUGGUCUCAAACAAGGACCUAUAGAGCGAGCAACCGUCAUUGAAAGGAUGGGAAAUGCUUGUCGCCUUCUCGGAUUCUUUCAAAUUGUGAACCAUGGAAUAUGCCAGUCGGUGCUAGAUGAUGCACUUUCUAUGGCAUUUGAAUUUUUCAAAUUGCCGGAGUCGGAGAAGAUGAAGUACAUGUCUAAUGAUGUUCACAAGCCGGUACGAUACUGUUCAAGCUUAAAGGAUGGAGUUGAUAAGAUUCAAUAUUGGAGGGUUUUCCUUAAACAUUAUUCUCAUCCAUUGAGACAUUGGAUUGAUGCUUGGCCUGAUAACCCUUCUGAUUAUAGGGAGAAGAUGGGAAGGUAUAGUACUGAAGUGAGGAAACUAGGGUUGGAAUUAUUUGAAGCCAUCACCGAGAGCCUGGGGCUUGGUCCAACCUACCUGAGCAAAAAAAUGGAAGUUGGAAUGCAAGUCAUGGCGGUGAAUUGCUAUCCCCCAUGUCCGAGCCCGGACAUGGCUCUUGGGUUGCCUCCACAUUCGGACUACAGCUGCUUCACCAUUCUUCUUCAGAGCUCGCAUGGACUCCAAAUCGUGGACGCACAAGAUGGACGAUGGAGAUCGGUUCCUGUUCUUCAUGGUGCACUGCAAGUCCAUGUGGGUGAUCAUAUUGAAGUGCUGAGCAACGGGUUGUACAAGAGUGUUGUGCACCGGGCAGUGUUGAGUGGUGAAAGGACGAGAAUAUCCAUAGCUAGUCUUCAUAGUUUGGGAUUGGAUGAGAAAAUGGAGACCGCUAAACAACUUGUGGAUGAAGAAAAUCCUAAAAGGUACAAAGAGAGCAGCUUCAAAGAUUUUCUGAAUUUUCUCUCGGCAAAUGAUGUGUCAGAAGGAAAGAACUUCAUCGACACUCUCAAGAUUGGAAACUAAUGUUUCAGGGUCUUUUUUUUAUUUUUAUUUUUAUUUUUGAGAGUGUUUUGUUAGAUGCAUUCUUAUGGAUAGUAAUACUCCCUUGUUGCUUGUUCU